AUGAUUGUGGGGAACGCCACGAGCAGUGCGAUCGCCGCCUCGUGUCUGGCGACUGGCGUGCUGCUCCACUCCGCCAAUUGGCUUGGCGACGGGUGGUGUUCGGGCGGUUUCGUCAGGGUCAUUUGGACGUCCAGUACCACCAGCACGACCGAGACCAGUGUGACCUGGACGACGGUGGUCGUCGACGCUCCGCUCCCCUGCCCUCCGCCCGAGCCCCUUGAGUGCCCGCGCGGCGGGCCAGAGAGCUUCCACGUCCUGGGCGACGGCGUGACGGGUUCGACGGUGGAGAUCCCCAGCUGGCUGCUCCUGCCGGCGCUGGGCGGCGAUCAAAUGAUUCACCUGCCGCCGAGGUCGCUCUUCGAGACGGUCGCUCAUCCCACGCCAGGGUCGAGGGGGCUGGUCACGUUCUCGAGCGACCCCAGCUGGGCCCACGAGAGGUUUUUUCUGUGGCCCGUCCCGCCAGACUCGGACGGCGGCCGCUGGGCCAGCUACGUCUACACGCCUGGGGGCGACUUCCACGUGGAGCACGAGACCGACUACAGCAGCCCGGCCCUGCUCACAGGGCGGAAGGGCUACCCGGCGGGCGUCCCUCAGGUGGUGGUGUUCAGCCGGGCGCUGGAGCCGGACGAGGUGGCUGAGCUCGUCAAGAGGGCGCGCGCCGAGGCCGCCGUGAUGACGGGGAGUGCGGGGCCCGAUUUCAGCGUGCCCGACGCGGCGCCGCGCCUCAGUGCCUGGGGCCGCUGGCUCCGGGGCAAGCAGGCCAUGCCCCUCCCCGUCGGCGACGUCGAAGGCGCGGGGGCUGCUUUCGUGCCAGCGUCGGAGCCGGGCGGCGGCACCCCCACGCCCUUGCCAGAGGCUGCCGACGGGCAUGGCUGGCUGUGCAGCGACCUGGCCUGUCGGGACGGGGCCUUCGCAUUCGGCACCGAGCUGCGUCCUGGCCAGCCGCCGCGCGUCGAGCUGCGUGGGCGCGGCGAGUGCGGCAUCGCCACCGACCGCAGCGGAGGUCAUCACCCUGUGAAGUUCGUCGAGCUCCGUCGCGUGGCGGAGUGGCGCGAGGCCAAGCAGCUGGGGGCCUCCCGUCUCCGUGGCGGUGGCGAGCAGCUCGAGAAGAGGCUGCUCGACGACGGGCCACCUCGGCCGCCCGCGCUGGCGCCCUCCACGGCCCGAGCCGAGGCGGCCGAGGUCGACGACCUCCGCGCGCGCUGGAAGUUCCACAAGCGCGGCGGGGCGCCCAAGGCCUGGUUCGCCGAGUGGGCCCGCGAGGUCGGCAUCUCGCGCAAGGACCGGGCCUGGCACGAGGCGGUCGCCCAGCGGCUGCUGCAGCACGCGGGGGCCUGCGCGAAGGGCGCUGACAAUCCCAUUUGGAGCGCGGCCAAGCACCUCGCCCCCGAGGAGAUGCGCACGUGCGCCGCGCGCCGGGCGAAGGACGAGCUGGAGCUGGAGCGCGCGGCCGCCGGCCACGCGACGCUGGUCGCCGAGGGCGACGAUGGCCCGACCGUCGCCCGCGAACCCCACAGGGCUCGUGCCUCCCUGCCUCUCCCUCCUCUGAGCGUCGCGGGCAUCCCCGCGGCCGCCACGGGCGGGGGGCGCAGGCGGCUGCUGCGAGACAUCCACGCGGCCAUCGAGGCGCUGAACUGGAUGCGUGGAGGGGAUCAUCGGCCUGCCCCACGGCAGAUGUCGGCGCCCACCGAGAAGAAGGUUUUGGGCCUGCAGGCUGAUGUGCGGCAGCGCGUCGUGGAGGCAGACCCCCGCUGGUGCGACGUUGACAGCGCCGUCGGCGAAUGUGGAGCCUUGGCCAGACCCUGGAAGGGGCGCUCGGGCUACGCGCCGGCGCCUUCAUGCAGUGGCGGGUCCUACGAGUACUCGAUGGUAUCUAUGCCGAGUGACUUGCAUGACUCGCCGUCGCUCAUCUCGACGUUGCCUUCGGAGGCGAGGAAGCACCUCGAGGAUUUUGAGAGGCUCAUGCUCCGGCCCGCGCAGGAGUCGGAACUAAUGCAACAGCACGAAGGGGUGCCGGGCUGCCACGCCGACCCGGCGCUGCAGAAGGAUCCUCGCACCUACGGCCGCUUUGCGCGAAGGGUAGCGAGGGUCGGCAUGGCGACCCUCGCUCGAGACCCGGCCUGCGCGCUGGGCGUCUUUUUCGUCGCCAAGAAGCCCGACAAGCUCAGGGUGGAGAUCGACGACCCCGAGGGCCUCCUGAAGGGCCUGCGGGUCCACCUCGGCGUCGGGGACGUCGCGGACUGCUUCCAAAGGAUGAGGUUGGUGAAGACGGUCGACGGCGUGGCUGCGAGGCCGGACGAGAAGAUCUGGCCCAUGUGCGCGAGCCUCCCGAUGGGCUUCUCGCGGUCGUUGCACUUCGCCGAGACGGCGAACGCCCAGCGCCGGGGUCGCCAGCCCGCGCUGCGGCAGAGCCAGGAGCUCUCGGACCGGGGGCCCCCCCUGGUCCUCGGCGAGCCAUCCGCCUCGGCAGGAUCAGGCCACUUCAUGUACUUUGACAACGCUGGCGCGCUCUCCUUCGACGGCGACCUGGCGGGUCGCGCUCCGGCGGGGGCCCAGAGGGACUUUGACGCCGACGCGCUGCGCAUCCACGAGAUGGAGGUUUUCGACCACGGCGGGCCGCCCUUGGGCUGGCAUCUUGACGGCGACGCCCGAGUCGCCCGGCCCAGCGACAAGCGUUUCGCUCUGGUGCGCCGUGGCGUCCGGGCGCUGCUUCAGCUGAGGAAGGUCUCUGGCUGGCAGGAGCUCAACGCUUUCCUCGGGGCCAUGAUCUUCGUCGAGGCCGACUGGAGCCAGCCGUGGACGCCCUGCGUCUACGCCAGCGACGCGAGCCCCCGCGGCUUCGGCGUCUCCCAGCCCCCUUGGUCGCAUCGGGGCGCGGCCGAGGUCGGGCGCGUGCCGGAGCUCAGUCGCCACCGCCUGGGCGGCGCCCGGGCCCGAGAGCACGCCUUCGAGGUCGCCGGCUUCCAGGUGGACCCUGAGAGCGGCGACGCGGAGCGCGACUUCCUCGGCCGGCCCGCGCGGCUCGACAGGGAGGCGAGGGAGAUCCUGGAGGCGGCGCGAUGGGGGCGCAAUGAGGAUUUUGCAGAGGUGCCCAGCCGCCUCCUUGCCGGCGACCGCUGGCGCACUAUUCUCGCUGAUCGCUGGCUCCAUGCCGACGACAUUUUGCGCCUUGAGGCCAGAGCGGCGGUCAAG
Prorocentrum cordatum is the source of this 3192-nucleotide messenger RNA. NCBI's taxonomy places the organism in Eukaryota, Dinophyceae, Prorocentrales, Prorocentraceae. The record is from the annotation of a GenBank genome assembly.